ACAACAACAACGCCAGGACGUCGCGUCUGCCACAAAAGGGACCCUUAAACAAGCGAAAAAGAAGCGCGUUGGCGUCGAGACAUCACCCGUACCUCUAUAGUAAUUAUAUAAGCGUGUGGUUUCGUCCACAAUCGGAGCGAGAGCUGGUGUUUUACUUGUGGGGAAUGUUGCUCUGUCGUCAUGGCAUAGCAGGGAUACAGAUGCGUUGAGUCGCAGAGACAGUGAUGCUUCUCUGUCAAUAUAUCACUUUCACACCAUGGUUAGCGGGAGAAAGAGGCACAGGGCCAAGCUGGCCAUCGAUAAGGCCAAUAAACGUUCCAUAUUGUCGUAUUCUUCCUAUGCGCCGGUCAAUGUGGUACAGCAGUCCCUGCUCUCUCGAUUCUAUCCCGAGGUCCUCACGUUGAGGGAAUAUCUGCUUGUGAAGCUUCCUAGCAACUCCAGAAUUCGAAGGAAGAAGGUGUUGACGGCUGGCAGAAGAAGUCUUGAUCGGCGUGAUGGGGAGACUGCAAUAGAUGAUGCAGAUGGCCUUGGACCGUUUCUUGACUCAACAUUGGUUGGUAUACCUCAUCAGAACCCACAGAGUGACCAGCGGACGACCAGGUGGAAUUCUUUCACGAAUCAGGCAGAUUUAUCUGGGUUGGACACAACUGUGACCCCGUUUGAUCUUGGACACUCGCAAUCUGAGAUUGUCGACUUUGCAGUAUGGUUACUCUUCAACAACAGCAUGAGGGAAAACACCUCUGUCAAACACCUCCUUUGUCAAGGAUUUAGCAAAGUCCCGUCUGCAGGCCGCAUGGACGCUAACAAUGCAACAUUAUUUGCUGUUCGCAGACUUGUACCUGUGUAUCCCAACAAGCACUUCAAUGAACUCAAGGUGGACCCAUGGCCGCAGGUGCUGGGAUUAUUAGGAAAGGGCGGAGACCGUGUCAUGAUUGAUUUGUUUGUUGACUGUGGGAUAUUUCUUGCUGCUAGUAAUGGGCGUGGCAAUUACUUUCAAAUAUGCGGCAUGCCGCUUGGAGACCUCCAAAUCCUGGAUCAAGGUGGACGACGCGAACUGUCAGCCAGGAUAUCGACUCCAUUGAUAGAUAGGAGCCCUUCAAGCAUAGCCUUUCUACGAAGCAAAAUCCUUUAUGCACGGCCAACGCUGAAUUCUAGAGGCGCUGUGACAUUCGGCCUGCGCCAUAUUCAUGUCCUGAACCGUUAUCGUUCAAAGCCGGCGUCUUUGGAAGACGGUGCCAUUCAUCCAAACACCCUGCAAGUCAUAAAGUACAUAUUCCCCAGGCAAUUUCGCCUUCACAAUGUUUUUGAUUCCGUCGCCGAUUUCCGCGAGACUGUCCACCCCUUCAAGGAUUAUACUCUGCGUGAGGACGAGAUCCGCAGGUUGCCUCCAAACCACAAGGGCGCAUCUACCACCAGCAUCCCCAGACGACUGAGAGGGCCAUUGCCGAGUCUCGUGCGAAAGCUGCAGAUAUUACAUGAAAGGUGCCCCUACGGUCAAUUGGUUGCACAUUACUGUCCAUCGAAUGCACUUGCAACAUUUCCGCAACCCUCGAUCGAUGAUGCCUCACAUAACUUUCAAACCCAGAAAUCAACGCCAGGAAGCCAUAACGGGACUGGCUCCACGCCGACCCGCCCCCUAAAGAAGCUAAAAAAGGAUAGCAUCAUAGACCUUGCUACCCCCAGUGCAAAUGUGUCUGCAUUUUGCCGUGCUAUGCUGGGGCGAGUGAUUCCGGACGAGUUUUUUGGAACUGGUGAGGACCAGACACACAAUAAACAGGUGCUAAUGAAGAACGUGGACCGAUUUAUUAACCUGAGGAGGUUCGAAACACACUCUCUCCACGAUGCGACGCAGGGAAUGAAGAUUUCCACCAUUCCAUGGCUCAACUGCGGCAACUCUGAGAACGCCAAGGGCUCACAAUCAGACACCCGCAAGAAAUGGGAGAUAUUUUACGAGUUCAUGUAUUACAUAUUUGACUCCUUGAUCAUACCUCUGAUUCGAUGCAAUUUCCAUGUCACGGAAUCUGGCGUACACCGCUAUCGCAUAUUCUUCUUUCGACAGGACGUUUGGCGCAAUCUGGCCGAGCCGGUGAUGGCAUCACUAAAACUCGCGAUGUUUGAAGAAGUAGAUAUAAACAUGGCCAAUUCAGUCCUGGACUCGCGCACUAUUGGCUUCAGCCAGAUCAGGCUCCUACCAAAGGAAAAGGGCGUCAGGCCUAUACUGAAUCUUCGACGACGGCAGCUUCGGCGAGACUCGAAGAGAGCCCUUGGACCUAGUAUCAAUUCGACAUUGGCUCCGGUAUAUAACAUGUUGACUUUUGAAAAGGAUUUAUCACCUGCGAAGUUUGGCUCCACUCUCUUCUCUGUCGGUGACCUGUAUAACAAAAUCAAGAAGUUUGCGGAAACAAUCAACCCUAUGGGCAAUCUAUACUUUUGCAAAGUCGAUGUGCAAUCCGCAUUCGACACGAUCCCUCAGGCAGCUGUCGUCAAGCUCAUAUCCGGCUUGCCAACGAGCGACGAAUAUCAGAUCUCCAAGCACGUCGAGGUAAAGCCAGGAGAUGGGUAUCGGCAUGGGCAGGCGAAACCGAUUCGUAAAUGGACUUCUCUGGCGUGGGCGGCGGGUGACCAACCGUUUGACUUGAAGAUGACCAGCGGCAAGAAUACAAUCUUCACCGAAAACCUCGCGGUCCAGAGGCACACCAAAGACCAACUUUUAUCGCUGCUUUCGGAACACGUCCAGAGAAACCUGGUCAAGAUUGGGAAGAAGUUCUACCGCCAAAAGAAGGGGAUUCCCCAGGGAUCGGUUAUAUCUUCAUUGCUGUGCAACUAUUUUUACGCCGACCUGGAAGCGAAGCAUCUAUCAUUCCUCAAUCCCGAUGAAAGUUUACUGCUCAGGCUUAUAGAUGACUUCUUGCUGAUUACAAUCGAUCCCGACCACGCCAGACGGUUUAUUCAGACGAUGCACGACGGGCUUCCAGAUUACGGGGUUUCCGUCAAUCCCGAAAAGACUCUCGUCAACUUUGAGACAUCCAUCAAUGGUCAUAAGGUCAAGCGACUGGUAAAGGGCCAAGAAUUUCCGUACUGCGGCACGUUUAUAAACACGAAGACCUUGCAUAUAUCCAAACACCGAGAGAAACACAAGGAUCUGGAAGUCGUCGACUCUCUGACGGUGGAGUUUUCAAAGACUCCAGGGAAGACUUUUCAUCGCAAAGUGCUCAAUUCGUUUAAGAUACAAUGCCAUGCUAUGUUCAUGGAUACGACCUUCAAUUCGCCGAUAGUCGUCUCAAGAAACAUAUUUGAGAGUUUUGUGGAGUGUGCGAACAAAAUGUGCGCAUACACGAGAUGCCUUCCGACACAGAAGCAGCCCACCGCGGAUAUUACCAUUCGAACGAUUGUCGGUCUGGUGGAUCUGGCGUUUCUACUAAUUAAGAGCAAGGAGAAGAAUCCGAAGAAUUUGGGUUAUCGAUGCGCGAUAUCCAAGACGGAGAUUAGAUGGCUUGCCCUGCGAGCGUUCCAUGGCGUUUUGAAACCUCGACAGAGUAGGUAUAGGGAGGAGAUGAUGUGGUUAGAGGAUCAGUUGCUGCCUUGGGCGGCGAGGGGGGGAUGAGGAGGCGUUUGGAUAAGGACUAUUUAGGAAUUACUAUCGUGAUCCCUAGCGCACCGACGCUGUUGAUUAUCCCCAAGUUACCGCUAUAGAUCGCCAUUGAUUUUCCCUAGCAGCAUCAAUGCUGUUGUUUUCCCCCGUGGUGCCCGUUGCUGUUACUGUUCCCUGUGGCUACGGUUUCACAGC
Pseudogymnoascus destructans is the source of this 3787-nucleotide messenger RNA. RefSeq lists its product as uncharacterized. The transcript has 7 exons. Gene Ontology annotation, cellular component: telomerase catalytic core complex. The coding region runs from base 257 to 3604 and encodes 1115 amino acids. The record is from RefSeq and is a predicted model, not a curated record. Gene Ontology annotation, biological process: telomere maintenance via telomerase. Gene Ontology annotation, molecular function: telomeric repeat DNA binding; telomerase RNA binding. Lineage: Eukaryota; Fungi; Ascomycota; Leotiomycetes; Thelebolales; Thelebolaceae.